This is a messenger RNA of Lagopus muta (rock ptarmigan), 2406 nucleotides long. RefSeq names its product prolactin-releasing peptide-like. NCBI's taxonomy places the organism in Eukaryota, Metazoa, Chordata, Aves, Galliformes, Phasianidae. The transcript is spliced from 3 exons. The record is from RefSeq and is a predicted model, not a curated record. Bases 58 to 384 code for a protein of 108 amino acids. Gene Ontology annotation, molecular function: hormone activity.
GCAGCGCAUCGUGAGGAGCAGCCCUACUGCGCACAGCCUUCCUACCAUCGCUCCACCAUGUGGCAUCUGAUCCUGUGGGCAUCGCACCCCCCGUGGUCACCAAAGCACUUAAAGCUGGUCACCAUCUACAUGCUGGUGCUCUUGGUAUCGCUCAGCUUUGCUUCGAGACAGAGCAGACCAUUUAAACAUCAAAUAGACAACAGAAGCCCUGAGAUUGAUCCCUUUUGGUACGUGGGACGUGGUGUUCGACCCAUUGGCCGGUUUGGGAAGAGGCAGCUGAGAGGUGGCCGUGGAAGCUUAAGGCCUGUGAGCAGGCGCCUGGAUUUCCUCCUGAACGCCUUGUGGGAGCAGGAAGUGUUGGAUGCAGAGGACAGUGACUGGUGAUGGCUGUGCCCUGAGGCGGUGACCUAACCUCUGCACUCCGAGUUGCCCCUGCCUGCACCUCAGGGCUCUGCUUUUGCCUGGCAAUCCCAUGCUGCUCCUCUCUCUGCUGCGGCAAAUUCCUUCAAGAAGAAACACAUUGAGGUUAGAGGUAAAAGGCAAUGCGUUGACGCCAGCACUAAGUGUAACCAUAGCUUUAAAAAGUGUUUCUUCUCUCUUUAAUCACCACCGUUCCCUUCUCUGAGCUGUGAUGAUGCUGCACACUGUAACGUUACUCUUACCCAAAAUCCAAAGAGCUCCUGUGCUGGGAUUUAAACUCAGCAGUGUUAGUGUACCGUGAAAUCCUCCUGUCACAUUUUAAAGUCAGUGGCUGUUGGUAUGUAAAAAUAAAAAGCAAUGGUUGGGUGAAAGAAAAAAGGCUCUCGUUACUUUUUAACGUACCUGCAUUAACGGCAUGAAAUCUGUAGCUUUUAUGCAGACUGUUAACAUUCACUUGUGGGAAUGCAGCCCUGAAAUACACUCUGGCCUUUUAUCAUUCUUGCUGUGCUGCUGAAAAUAUAUCAGUGAACAAAAAGGAGCUUCUGUCAAAGAUAACUAUCUUGUCCCUGAGGAAGGACAGAAAAUUAAGAAAUAAUUACUAUUAAAAAAAGUGCAAGGUUUUGCACUUGGGUCAAGGUAAUCCCAGGUGUGUACUCAAACUGAGAGGAGAAGUCCUUGAGAGUAGCCCUCCUGAGAAAGACUUAGGGGUCCUGGCUAAUGAAUAAUUUAACACGAGCCAGCAGUGUGCACUUGCAUCCCAGAAGGCCAAUGGUGUCCUGGGUUCCAUCAGAAGAGGGGUGGCCAGCAGGACAAGGGAGGUGAUUGUUCCCCUCUACUCAGCUCUGGUGAGGCCCCCUCUGGAAUACUGCAUCCAGGUCUGAGGCCCCCAACACAGGAAGGAUAUGGGGCUUUCGAGAGGGUCCAGAGCAGGGCCAUGAAGAUGAUCCAAGGACUGCAGCAUCUCUCCUAUGAAGACAGGCUGAAAGAACUGGGCUUGCUCAGCCUGGAAAAGAGAAGACUGUGUGGAGAACUCAUUGCGGCCUUCCAAUAUUUAAAGGGCAUUUAUAAACAUGAGGGAAACCAACUUUUUACAUGGGUAGGAAGUGACAGGAGAAGGGGGAAUGGUUUAAAACUAAAGGAGGGGAGAUUUAGAUUAGAUGUUGGGAGGGAAGUUUUGUACUGAGAGAGUGGUGAGGUACUGGAACAGAUUGUCCAGAGAGGUUGGUGAUGCCCCAUCACUGGAGGUGUUCAAGGCCAGGUUGGAUGGGGCCCCGGGCAAUCUGAUCUAGUACUAGAUCUAGCAGCUGGCAACCCACCUGUGGCAGGGGGAUUGGAACUUGAUGGUCCUCGAGGUCCCUUCCAACCUAAAGUAUUCUGUGAUUCUAAGAAAAUUGGCUAAUUAAACUCUUCAGAGUAGUUCUGUGCCUACUGCAGGUAGGGUGCACUGAUAUAAAAAGAGAUAAGGGCCUAAACUGUCUGAUUGCCUUUAAAACCAUGUUGAUGUUUUCAAGUACAUGAUCUGAUCAAGCUCUCUGAGCAUCACAAUGUAUGAAUGGCAACAUUAGACCACAUCAAUAAGCCUUGUGUUGUGGCUCAGUACUCCUGUUUGCCAGAGUAAUUAACUCAUGUUAUACUCAUUUUAGAAGAAGCGUUAUUUGCAGUAUGUUUAAUCUUGAUAACUACUCGCAGCAAGACUACUCAAAUGCAGUUUAAUCCACUGCACGCAUCCAGAAAAGACAGUUUACAAUUCAGCUAAUGAAUGAUGGUUACUGAGUCAUACUGCAGAUGACAAACUAGAAUGAACUCGCAUUCCUAGUCAUGCUUUGUUAGAAUCACUACUAAAAUUUAAUAAAGAUUGCAUUAAUUAUAGCAGAUAAUUCAACUCUUGUUUCUGCUUGUGAGUGGUCUGUCAGUAAGGUACGGAUGCUCCACCUCCCUGGAAAAUGGAAAAUGAAAAACCUGACUUGGGGGUGGUAGGGGUCAUUU